GCAAUCCACAUUGAUAACUUCUAGAUAUCGCAGACGUUAGGUCAGUCUUUGUCACACGUUUUUAAACGGUACAACAAAAUGCAAUUUGUGUAAUUUUUCAAUAAGUAUAAAUAUUUAUAUACCUACAUAAACUUAAAUGUAACGUUGUGAGUGAAUAUGUUGUCAUUAAAGUGGUCAAAUAAAUGGUUGGUGUUGUGGUCCCUAUGGGCGGCUCGCCUGGUGCGCCAGCCGACGCCGGCGGUGCGCGUGAGCGGCGGCUGGCUGCGGGGCACGGUCGCACCCGCCGGCACGCACGUGCAGUAUCUGGGGGUGCCGUACGCUACUGUACCGAACAGGUUCCAGGCCCCCGGUCCUGAAAUGCCGUGGAAAGGGAUUUUCGAAGCUGUCAAUGAAAACAUAAGAUGCGAACAAGUAUUGUAUGAUGGUUCAAGUAUAACAAUGGGUCGGACUGACUGCUUACAUCUAAACAUCUACACGCCACUCAAUACAUCACCUAAUGACUCAUUGCCCGUCAUGGUAUUUAUCCACGGAGGAGGCUUUCAUUCAGGGUCAUCAUCCCAGGCUUUAUUAGGUCCCGAAUACUUGAUAAUCAAAGGUGUUAUUUUAGUCGUCGUGAACUACAGACUUAAUGUUGAAGGUUUUCUCUGUUUGGGAAUCAAGGAAGCUCCAGGGAAUGCAGGACUUAAGGAUCAAGUAGCGGCUUUGAAAUGGGUCCAAAGGAAUAUUAAAGUGUUUGGCGGUGAUGUGGACAACGUCACUAUUUUUGGUGAGAGCGCUGGCUCCGUUGCAGUUUCAACUCACAUCUUAUCUAAAAUGUCUAGAGGACUAUUCCAUAAAGCUAUAAUGCAAAGCGGAUCUUCUCUCGGAGGCUGUUCUCUACAGUAUGAUCCAGUUGACAUAGCUAGCCGUAAAGCGAAGCUGCUAGGAUUAGAUUCAAUGGACCCACAAGAACUUUAUAAUUUUUUGAAAAGACAAUCUGAAACGGAUCUCAUUACCAAAGCGAUACCAAGAGAAGAAGGCAAUCUAAUUAUAUCUGAUCUCAUAUUUUUGCCUUGUGUAGAGAGAGAAUUCGAUGGUGUAGAAUCAUUUUUAACUGAAACCCCGUAUGAGAUAUUUUCCAGAGGCGAUUUCAACCAAGUGCCCUUGAUAAUUGGCACAAACUCUGAAGAGGGACUGUUUUUUGUAAAUAUAGAAGAAGAUCAUUUUAUACCUCAAGUCAAACUUGAUGUAGCACUGCCUAAAAACUUAGCUUUUCCUUCAAUCAAGGAGCGCAAGGAAGUGGCCAAUGAAGUACAUAAAGUUUUCUUUGGAGAUGAAAAUAUAUCGUUACAGAAUUUAUAUAAUUAAUCAAAAUUCAUUGUAGAAUCAUUUAUGGAGUACCCUGUACUGGAGGAAACCAAUAUUAUAGCUCGAAACAGUGAUAAACCAGUUUUUAGUUACAUAUUUAACUAUGAUGGCUGGAGGAAUAUUGUGAAGCGUAUGAAUCCUAGAAAAGAAUUCAUAAAUGUGACUGGAGCCACGCAUGCUGAUGAUUUAUUCUAUUUGUUCUCUCAACAAAUUAUACCCACUCUGUUUGAAAGCGACAUUAUAAACAAGAUGACCACUCUGUGGACCAAUUUUGCCAAAUACGGAGAUCCAACACCGUCAUCGAGUGAACUGCUCCCAAUCAGAUGGCCUCCGGCUGCAAAAGAGGAAGAGCAUCGCAAGACUUUUCUCAUUGACCAAAACAUAAACAUCAUUCCGCAACCAAAGAAACAGUCACUAGCACUGUGGAGAACCGUUUACUCCAAAUAUCGGAGAAAGAUCACAUCUUAAUGACUCUCGGUCAGUUGCACAAACACCAUUAAGGUUAAAUGUCGUAAUUUGUAUCGGUAAUGUAGCUUUAAACUAAUGAAAAUUUUAAUGGGCAUAUGUGCGACUGGCUGUAUGCCUACGAAAACCUUAGAUCUUAAAAACACUCAAUUUGGAAUAAUUUAUUUUUCUUAUUUACUUAAUUUAAUUUUUUCAAUAAAUUUAAUUUACACCCAAUCCCCUGACCCUGAAGUGGCGUGGAAAGGAGUUUUUGAAGCUGUUGAUGAUAAUAUACGGUGUAUACAAAGCGUAAGAGUUGGCUCCAGUAUCACAAUGGGAAGAGAAGAAUGUUUACGUCUUAACAUCUAUACUCCAAUAGAUAUAUCACCAAAUAAAUAUUAUCCUGUCAUGGUUUACUUCCACGGUGGGGGGUUUAUGUCCGGGUCGAAUUCUCAAGCUUUAUACGGCCCUACUUAUUUAACUGACAAAGAUGUGAUUCUAGUUACCGUAAACUACAGACUGAAUAUCCAAGGUUUCCUCUGUUUGGGAAUCAAAGAAGCUCCAGGAAACGCAGGACUUAAAGAUCAAGUUUCAGCUUUGAAAUGGGUCCAAAGGAACAUUAAAGCAUUUGGUGGUGAUGUGGAUAAUGUCACUAUUUUUGGUGAGAGCGCUGGUGCCGUUUCAGUGUCAUAUCACGUGAUAUCUCCUAUGUCAAGAGGUUUGUUCCAUAAGGCUAUAAUGCAGAGUGGAUCGCCUCUCGCAAGUUGGGCUUUACAACACGACCCAGUUUACGUUGCCAGUCAGAAAGCGAAAAUAUUAGGAUUAAAAUCGACAGAUCCACGCGAACUUUACGAUUUCUUAUACCGGCAAUCUGAUGCCGAUCUCAUAACAAAAAUAGUACCUAGAGACGAAGGGAACACAAUAAUAUCACAAUUAAUAUUUUUACCAUGUGUAGAGGAAAAGUUUGAUGGGGUUGAACCAUUUUUGACAGCAACCCCUUUUUCUUUAUUAUCCAAAGGCAAUUUCACUAAGGUGCCUAUGAUUAUUGGCUUGAACUCCGAAGAGGGACUAUUCUUUGUAAAUAUGGAAGACAAUCAUUUCAUAUCACGUAUUGAUUUUAACAUAUCACUACCGAAGAACUUAGACUUACCAACAAAUGAUGAGCGAAUAAAAGUGGCUAGAGAAAUUGAGAGUAUGUAUAUGGAGGGAAAGAAAGUAUCAUCAGAGACUUUUUAUAAUUAUUCAAAAUUUCUCGGAGAAACAUUUAUAGAGUAUCCAAUAUAUGAAGAGAUUGAUAUUGUUGUUCAAAAUAAUGAUAAACCUGUUUAUAGUUACUUAUUUAACUAUGACGGCUGGAGGAAUAUCCCAAAGCGUAUACACCAAAGAAAAGAAUUUAAGAAUUUACCAGGAGCGACACAUGCUGAUGAUUUAUUUUAUAUGUUUUCACAACAACUAAUUCCUUCGUUAUUCGAAUAUGAUAUGAUCAACAAAGUGACAACAAUGUGGACCAACUUUGCCAAAUACGGUUGUUUAUAUAAAUAUCUUAAAAUAUUAUUUACUUAUUAAAUAAAAAUAUUGUUAACAAUUAAGUUUACAUCUUACUAAAUAAGGUACAAAUGGGCUUGUUUUCAAAAAUGAGAUAGUGUUCACGGACCACUCUCUUAAAUACAACUUUCUUGGGAGCUUUCUUUUUUACUAUUAUUAUUAUAGUUUGUAUUUUAAUGUUUCAGAGACCCGACGCCAUCUAUCAGUGAACUGCUACCAGUAAAAUGGCCUCCGGUUGUAAAAGAAAAAGAUGACCAAGGGAUGCUAUACAUCGACCAAAAGUUGAGUGUAACUCCACUACCGAGGAGACAGUCUUUAGAUAUAUGGAAAAACAUUUUUUCUAAAUAUAGAAGAAAACAUGGCACUUUGUAA
Molecule: messenger RNA, 3708 nt
Organism: Diatraea saccharalis (sugarcane borer)
Lineage: Eukaryota; Metazoa; Arthropoda; Insecta; Lepidoptera; Crambidae
Source: the annotation of a GenBank genome assembly